Molecule: messenger RNA, 1066 nt
Organism: Cutaneotrichosporon oleaginosum
Lineage: Eukaryota; Fungi; Basidiomycota; Tremellomycetes; Trichosporonales; Trichosporonaceae
Source: RefSeq, a predicted model, not a curated record
CGUCAAUGCUCUCCAUCAGUCAGCAUUCUUACACCUCCCUGCUGGUCUUCAAGCUCCCAUUCUUCUGGCCGCUCCCAGAUCGCAGAUUCCCAUCCGUCCAACCAGUCUUUCCCUCUCUAACUCUCUCGCAAUGGCGCCCACUGUCGCUCUUCUCGGCGCCACCGGCGACCUCGGGAGUCACCUCCUUUCUGCUCUCGUGAAGCGCGCACAGACUGGCGAGCUCAACGUCAUCGUCCUCCACCGCAAGGGCAGCAAUGUAGGCAAGCUCAAUCUGCCCAUGAGCGUGCACACGCGCGUGCUCGAUGCCGACAACGCGAGUGUUGACGAGGUGCGCGCGGCAUUGGAAGGCGUGGAUGUGCUCAUCUCGGCCGCAAAGCAGUCCCCAGACGGCGGGAAGCGCUUCGUCGAGACCCUCGCGACGCUCGCCAAGGAGCCGGCCUCUAUCAAGGUGUACAUCCCCUCAUACUUUACCGCCAACUGGGCUAAGGACGAGCGUGAGAACCCCGCCAACGUCUACCUCCACGGAAAGUGUAUGCUGCUGGACCGCACGAUCGCAGCCGGCGUCCCCACUACUUAUAUCGCCAAUGGGCUGUUCGAGUGGGCGUUCCUGAGCGGCGAGUUCUUCGGCGUGGACCCCAAGGCCAACGAGCUCAAGCUGUAUGGCGAUGCGCUCGACGCCAAGUUCUCUUUCCUCUCCCUCCCCUUCCUCGCUGAGGCGGUCGCACAGCUCCUCCUCGAGCCUUCCUUUGGCCCGGGGCAGAACUACACGCUCUCCGAGGCCGAAUUUACCGGCCGCGAUGUUGUCGAGGCGUUCAAGAGCGUGCAUGGCAAGGAGCCGACAAUCUCGCAGUUCACCGACGCCGACGUACAAAAGCUCCGUGAUGCCAGCCCCGCCGCAGGUCUCGGCGCAGCGUGGCGCAUGCACUGGGGUAACAAGAACUGGAAGGCUGAGAAUCUGUACCAUCCCAAGGGCGUCAGCCCGCGCACCCUCGAGCAGGCUGUGCGCGAGGCGGCUCAGAAGUAGACGAAGGCGCGUGUAGGAUGCAAAUGCAUGUCGUGAGCGGGG